Messenger RNA from Uranotaenia lowii, 991 nucleotides. Its product is annotated as gamma-interferon-inducible lysosomal thiol reductase. Lineage: Eukaryota; Metazoa; Arthropoda; Insecta; Diptera; Culicidae. The coding region runs from base 275 to 877 and encodes 200 amino acids. Gene Ontology annotation, molecular function: oxidoreductase activity, acting on a sulfur group of donors, disulfide as acceptor. The transcript has 5 exons. The record is from RefSeq and is a predicted model, not a curated record.
AGUAAUGUUGUGGUAUACCUAUCGAAAAAAAUCACAGCCAACUGCCACCUAAACGACCAGUCUUCGGGCAGCAGUUGAGCUAGUUUGUCGUGUAGUACCUCGACCGGGUGCGUCUUUUCUGUCAGUUUUACCUUGAAGUCAGUCGCGCAAAUAUCUCGUUCCUUUCGGAAAUUUACUGGCGCAAAGACCUUAGAGACCGAGUGCUGAUCCGGUUCUAUUCGAGAAAUAUAGUUCUGAAGGAGUUCGUUCAGCCUAGAAGACAAAAAAAACCUCCAUGAUGCAGCGUGUUCUGGUUCUGUUUUUGGCUGUGGCCUUCGGCCAGUUUGCCGUUCUUAAGUCCCAAACAUCGAGGAUCCGCGUGGCCGUCUACUACGAGCACCUGUGCCCGGAUAGCAUCCGUUGGUUUAGCAAUCAGCUGAGCCCGAACUACGCCGCGUUGGAACCAAUCCUGGAUAUCGAAUUCAUUCCAUUCGGCAAGGCUAGGAGCAUCAACGGUGGCGAAUCCUUCGAAUGUCAGCAUGGUCCGCUGGAAUGUGAAGGAAACCGGAUCCAGUCGUGCGUGUUGAACCAGCUGAACAGCCAGGAUGCUCAAGUGAGCUACACCACCUGCCAGAUGCAUUUCCUUGCCGAUCCACGAGGAUGGGAGUGUGCCUUCCGAUCGGGCGUAGAUUUGACGGUCCUGCAAAAUUGCGUCGAUGGGUCGCUCGGAACGCAGCUGCAGCUGGAGGCGGAAAGGCGCACCCAACUGAUUGCGCCGGCCUUCGUACCGACGAUGGUUUUCAAUGGCCAAUUCAACCAAAAUCUGCAGGAUCGAGCCUUCAACAACUUCCUGGAGGUGAUGUGUGACCUGAGCAAUAAUGCUGUCAGUGCUUGUUAGGGACAAUCCAGAAUGGGUAGCCCCAGAUAAUAUGCUCUUAUAAUCUACCGGUGCAAACAUCAAUGACACUCGACCGACUGUUUAAAGGUCAUUAGUUGAGACUUGAUUAAAACA